Messenger RNA from Moneuplotes crassus, 266 nucleotides. The record is from the annotation of a GenBank genome assembly. Lineage: Eukaryota; Ciliophora; Spirotrichea; Euplotida; Euplotidae.
UUUCUAGAGAUGGUACUGAAGAACUCAAAAACUCCUAUGCAGAAUAUGACUAUAUGAACAACCACUUGGUUGAAGUUUCACCAGACUCCCCAAUCGAACAAAAGGAUAGGAUAAACUAUACUCAGCUUAACAGCCAAAUAGCUUUCCUCAAUAUUGGGGAAGGAUCUCAGCCUGAAAUUUCUCUUCAAGAUGAUGACUAUACCAGUGACCAAAUAGAAUCAUUAAUAAAAAGAUUUUCUGAAAGAUUAAGAAAGUACAGAGAGUAA